AUGGGGUGGAUAGGAGCUGGUUUGGUGCUCGCAGCAACAGCCUACUUUCUUUACCGAUACCCCCUCCGCAGUUGGGCUGAGCCUCGUUCUUUUGCCCCUCCAGAGCCCACGGCGCCCCCGGAGCCCAAGCCCACUGGACCAGUUACCCCUACUACACCGGACGAGCCUGUACAGGAACGACAUGACUCAAGGGUUUCAGCACCGGUAGAAUUAGAUGAGGACUCCCAAAGUACACCGAAGGCACCGACUUCAAACGCACCGAUUCCCGUCCUUACGGUCCCCGAGCUCAGCUUGAAUAGCGACACGGCGACGAUGCCCGCCAUUUCACAACCUCCAAUUGCAGCAACUAAUAAUUCAUCGCAAAAAGACCGCAGCAAUGAAGCUCAUAAGUCUUUGGUACAGCCACCAUCUUUUGCAGCUCCGCCACAGCCAAUGCAGUCGUCUACUACUCGCCCAGCACCUCCCAGCUCCUCCUCCUCCUUGAUGCCCCCACCUCCAAUCCCCCGACCAACACCUCAACCCAAUCGUCUCGCCCCGAAAAGCACCUUGCAACCUCCACGCCUGAGCGGAGCUUCCUUCGGACCGCCUCCCUCAGCCGCCGCCUCCCAGCGUGGUCCACCUAUCACCAGCACUCGCCAGAUCAAUAGUACCCUCGCCCCGACACCAGUCACUCUCCAGAAAUCCAGCAAAAAGGUUGUCCUCGAGCCAGGAUUCUCGCCCCUCGAUUGGGCAGCACUCGCCGCAAACCCGAAGAGCAAGCUCCGUGGUGAAAACCUGCCCCCGGGUCUACUUCGCGUCACCCCAUCCAUGCUCAAGGAACAACACGGGCGUAAAGGCCGAGACGCUUGGACGUCCUACCGCGGAAAAGUCUACAAUAUCUCACCUUAUGCCCCCUACCAUCCAGGCGGCAAGGGUGAGCUUCUCCGCGGCGCAGGAAAGGACUCUGCUCAACUCUUCCAAGAGGUCCACCCGUGGGUCAAUUGGGAGGGAAUCCUCGGGGAGUGUCUUGUCGGAAUACUGGUUUCGGAGAAUGAUCUCAGGGCCGAGAAUACCUUGGAUGCCAUGGAUUGA
Messenger RNA from Penicillium soppii, 1071 nucleotides. Its product is annotated as cytochrome b5-like heme/steroid binding domain-containing protein. The transcript has a single exon. Lineage: Eukaryota; Fungi; Ascomycota; Eurotiomycetes; Eurotiales; Aspergillaceae. The record is from RefSeq and is a predicted model, not a curated record. The coding region runs from base 1 to 1071 and encodes 356 amino acids.